Molecule: messenger RNA, 629 nt
Organism: Gossypium raimondii (Peruvian cotton)
Lineage: Eukaryota; Viridiplantae; Streptophyta; Magnoliopsida; Malvales; Malvaceae
Exons: 5
Coding region: 124-519 (131 amino acids)
Cellular component (GO): chloroplast stroma; protein folding chaperone complex
Molecular function (GO): protein folding chaperone
Source: RefSeq, a predicted model, not a curated record
UUGUUAUCAUUUUGCUUCUCUCAAAGUUCAAAGCUUUAUUUAUAACACACUAAGCAGUCUAAGAGAAAGUGAAAAAACAUCACCCCUACUGAAAAACUCACUCAAGAAUAAAGAAAAUAAAGGAUGGCUAACUCUGUAUGUUUCACUUCAGUUUGUUCCUUCAGCACUCCCAAUAAACCAGGGAUAAUUAUUAAUGAUUCUAUCCCAAGGAAGGUUAUUGGGGUAAAUGAAGUGUUUAAGAGCUCCAAAGGUGCCAGAUUUCAAUCUUUAGAGGCCAAGGCUGUAGAUGAUAAUCAAAGAGCUAAACCGAAGAGCAUUGUUUGCGCUGAUUGUGACGGAAAUGGUGCCAAACAGUGUUCUCAAUGCAAAGGUACCGGAGUGAAUUCCGUUGAUCACUACAAUGGACGAUUUAAAGCUGGUGGAUUGUGUUGGCUUUGCAGGGGGAAAAGGGAGAUUUUAUGUGGAGACUGCAAUGGAGCUGGUUUCAUUGGUGGAUUUAUGAGCACAUUUGAUGACUGAAUGUAAAAGAGGCUCAGUCUUUUUGAAUCAGUUUUUUUCAUGGAUGUUUACUAUAAUAAUCUUUUGUAACUUCUGUUUUGUUUCUUAGAUGAACGAUACCCUUUGCUUCA